This is a messenger RNA of Durotheca rogersii, 728 nucleotides long. RefSeq lists its product as uncharacterized. The transcript is spliced from 2 exons. The record is from RefSeq and is a predicted model, not a curated record. NCBI's taxonomy places the organism in Eukaryota, Fungi, Ascomycota, Sordariomycetes, Xylariales, Xylariaceae. The coding region runs from base 111 to 578 and encodes 155 amino acids.
CAACAGGACCAGAGCACAGUGGAAAAGGAGGGGGUAUGAAAAAAAAAAUAUCGCAGCACGAAGAUAUAGAAGCAUAGGGUCACACGACCGCAGAAAACGGACUUCGAGGCAUGCUCGGCGCCGGGUCGCCUCGGGACAGAGACGCAGCAUCGUCUCUCUCUUUUUUCUCUAGGAUUUACGCUGAAGAAGAGGCUUGCUUCUCCGAAAGGGGACAGGGCACACUCCUCAACGAUGGAGAUGGGUGGAUGCCUCGCGGCUGGAUAAGAAGGAAGGGUCGGCCUCACGGCUCAAUUUGUGAACCUUUAACGGCGUUGGUUCUUGUGUUUUCUCUCCUUUCUUUUUGCGUCAUCUCCCUUCUUAGUCUAAAUACCCCUCCCCCCCGUCGUCGUCACGAAAAAUUGGAAAUUCUAGGUUCCCCCUUCGGACAAGCGCGAAGAUACUCCUCAAAAUCGUGGGCAUACCAUCUGCACCACGUUUUUUUUUUUGUCGUUGUUUGCUAUUGUUGCUUCGUGUGCAUUGCGAGGAGGAUGGGAGGAAAGAGAAGAGAUACCUUGUUGUCAGCGGCAGCUAUUAUUUGAGUUCUAUGUUUGGAGUAUAGCAUCUUAGUUUUCCACACAAGCGACGGGCACGUUCCUGUUCCUGCUUCUGGUCGACUAGAAAGAGAUAUACUAUUCUAACUCGUCCUCGGUUUAUGACGACUGGUGCCAAUUCGUGUGUGUGUGUGGGGG